This is a messenger RNA of Funneliformis caledonium, 155 nucleotides long. NCBI's taxonomy places the organism in Eukaryota, Fungi, Glomeromycota, Glomeromycetes, Glomerales, Glomeraceae. The record is from the annotation of a GenBank genome assembly.
GUAAUGAUGAAAACAGUGAUGAAGAUAGUGAUUAUAAUGAAAAUGAAAGUGAAUUAGAAGAUAAUGAUGAAAUUGAAUUAGAAGAUAGCGAUGAAAGUGAAUUAGAGGAUAAUUAUUAUAAAGAGAAUGAAGAACAAAAUGUAAUUCAAGAUUAG